UUUGCAGCUGAGACCUUGGAUCAAUGACAGCAUUACUUGCCUCACUGGGAGCUGCACCCAAGUUCGAAUCCUCAAUGAGGAAUGUAAAACCUAUGUUAGUAGUAGGAAUGUGUGUGAGUGCGUGUGUGUUGUGUAAUAUAUUAAGACAAAAAGAAAAAAAAAAAGGGUCAGCAUUUGGAUGACAUGUGAUGUGGACUUGAAUGGAAUUAUUAAGUUCACAACAAUAAAAAUAGAAUGACUAUCAAAUUUGAGAACUAUCAUUGUAUGUGCCAAUCCUUGAAAAUUCUGAGUGUAUCAAAAGUUAUUACUUAGAUUAAAAUACAUAAAUUGUAUUUUUAUUGAUAGAUUUACACCCUACAUAGCAGCAUUGGGAGGUGAAGAAGAAUGCAAUGAAUGCAUGGUAAAAUGUGGCAUGGACGGUGGCAGCAUAUUCUAAUUCUGAUACUACUACAUGGAAAAAGCGUGCGAGUUUAAUUACAAAAUUGCCCCAACUAUUUCCGGUGACAUUAAUAGUCAAUUGCUGACCUCUCACCGCGGUCAACUGUCCUCGGCCAUGGAGCUCCCCUCUCUGAAACUGCAAUCGCAAAGGCUCUUCUUGUCUCCACGGAGGAGUCAAAGUCAAAGAAAGAAAGUGGUGGUGGUCACGGCCAAGAGAAGGUCAAACAUCGAAGGUGUGAGCGACGAGUUGAAUGCCAUCGCUUCUCAGAACUUGGACUUGGCACCCUCUCGCAGAAUGGUCCGUGCUGCUUUCCUACCGGUGCACCAGCACCUCGACCAUUACUUGUUCAAGGCUGCUCCUGCUGGGAUCAGAACUCAAGAGUGGUAUGAAACGAAUUCCAGGGGAUUCGAAAUUUUUUGCUAUUCGUGGUUAGUAGUUGUUAGUUUGAAGGUCGUUCUCUGUUUCUGCCAUGGAUAUGGCAGCACUUGCACCUUCUUUUUUGAAGGUCUUGCCAAGAGAAUUGCUGCUUCUGGAUAUGCUGUUUAUGCUAUGGAUUACCCAGGUUUUGGCCUUUCUGAAGGCUUACAUGGUUACAUUCCAAAAUUUGAUGAUCUGGUUGAUGAUGUUAUAGAACAAUACGCAAAAAUUAAAGCAAAGCCUGAGCUUAGAGAGUUGCCUGGAUUUCUAUUGGGGCAGUCAAUGGGUGGAGCCAUUGCCCUUAAAGUUCAUUUGAAGGAACCAAAUAAUUGGGAUGGGGUAAUCCUUGUAGCACCAAUGUGUAAAAUUGCAGAAGAAAUGUUACCAUCUAAGGCAGUUUUGAAGGCAUUGGAUCUUUUGUCUUAUGUGAUGCCAAAGGCAAAACUGUUCCCAUACAAAGAUUUAUCCGCAUUGACAUUCAGAGAACCAGGCAAGAGAAAAGUGGCCAACUACAAUGUUCUAUCUUAUGAUGAUCCAACAAGACUCAAAACUGGCAUGGAACUCUUAAGUGCCACACAGGAUAUUGAGUCACAACUGCAUAAGGUUUCGGCUCCAUUGUUGAUUCUUCAUGGAUCAGAAGACAAGGUGACAGAUCCAUUGGUCAGCCAAUUUCUUUAUGAGAAAGCUUCUAGUAAGGAUAAGAUUAUGAAGAUUUAUGAAGGAGGUUACCAUGGCAUUUUGGAAGGGGAACCUGAUGACAGAAUUUUUGCUGUCCAUAAUGACAUUAUUUCAUGGCUUGCAUUUUUUUUUACCAAAGAUAGGAGACUCGAACCCGCAACCUCUUAAUUGAGUAUGAGGAAACUAUGCCAUUUGAACUAUUAUUUAUUGGCUUGGACACCUCUCCAUUUGUUGAGAGGAUACAUCGGCAAUAAAUUCA
Arachis ipaensis is the source of this 1793-nucleotide messenger RNA. The record is from RefSeq and is a predicted model, not a curated record. NCBI's taxonomy places the organism in Eukaryota, Viridiplantae, Streptophyta, Magnoliopsida, Fabales, Fabaceae.